GCACUAGGUAUCUGUUGAAUUAAGUUUAGCAUUUAUAGAAAACUUUAAAUUAAACUCAGUACAAAUGUAGAUCUUGACAUUCAAUUUACCCGCUAUGCGCUAGUGCCCGCACUGCCGCUAACAGAGCAGAAGUGGACGUUUUCCAACACCCGGCAAUCGUGCCACAAAAACUGGCGGGAUACAAAUUUAAAGUCGACGCUCGAAAUGUCGUCCGCGAGUGACCCGGAAAAUAGCCUGAUCAACCUCUUCUUGGACUGCAGGCUGAGCGACGACGAUGAGCCGGUGGCAGGUUAUCAGCCACUGGAAGCCACCAGCCAGGCAACCCAGUCGCAGUGCCAACUGGUUCUUUUCAAGUCGCCGUGCAAGGCGCCCCAAUCCCAAAUGCGAAUGAGUGCUUCAUCUGCGGACGCCGACGAGAUCAUCGUUAUUUCUGAUGAGCCGGUGGUCAGCUACCUCUACUCUUCUCAGAUGAGCAGCUCCUCCGAAGAGCCAUUGGCACAGACAUACAGCGAUUUUAUCCCUGAAACGGAUGACAGCCGUCCUGUUUCCCCGGGAGCUUUAACCGACAUGGAUUCGCGUCUAAAGCAACGCUCUCCGGAUAGAAGUCUAGACAAGCUGGCCAACCCCACGAACCGCUCGGUGGUGACACGCAGUGGUCGCGCGGUCAAAGUGCGCAUGGACAAGGAGUUCGACUACUCCUCCUCCCAGUCGAAGGGCGACGGCGAAGAGGACUCCGACGACGACGAUGACUACCAGCAGGCACUGGAGCUCAAGCGGCUGGGUCGCAAGCGGGUCAGCCUAGAGCAUAGCAGCAGUAGUGCCUGCAGCACUGACACCAGCUUCUCCUCUCCGGAGGGGGCUCCCACCAUCUACCUACAGCUGGGAAGCCAGGUGGCUCUCGUCAAGCGCGAUCCCCUCGCCGAUCUCUCCUUGGACGACGACGAGGACCUCAAGACAAAGGUGCACAAGUUUCUGGGCCUGAUGGCGGCGCGGCGCAGACUGUACAACCCGGCGGACGACAGCGAUCCGGUGCCGGAGGAGGACGAGAAGGUGGUGUCGCCUCAACAUGUCCAAUGCCGGCUGAUCACCCCCACGCCCACCAAAAAGGACACUGCGUCGCCCAAGCCCAUUGUUUCGCGUUCAUCAAUGGAUAUUUCUGUUUGGUGGAGGCUAGCUAUAGCGCACCGUGAUCCGCCCACCCUAGAGGAGCGGCAAGCGAAGGCUGUCGACGACUUUGUGCUGCAGGCCAACGCCAACUCAGCAGAGGAGCAGACGCCCGACCAUCUCAAGACGCCCAUCGACCUGAGCGAGCUGCCCAGCAGCAACCAUGUGGCGGUAAUCUGCCGCCGCCACAAGGAAAGCCUCAUCUGCCUGAAGCGGCACCCGCUCUUUUACGGAUUUGUGGAGUCGCUCAAUCCGAAAACCCCGAUCAGCAUGUGUCACCCAAUGGCGGUGACCUACCGCGAGAGCAGCUUCGACCGCUGCAAGGAUGCCCUGGCCAAACAGCUGUUCAAUAUCUUAAACCAUGCGGUCUUCCACUGCGGCCUGCAGGCGCCCAUUAACUGGAAGCGCGGCAUGGCCAUACCCAGCCUAAGCGAGCUGUCCGUGGGCGACUCCGGGCAGCGCACCGCCCGCAUCCUGCUGUCAGAGCGCAUAAGCCAGCCGGCCAUGCUCGUAAAGCCGCUGCUGCACGAGAUGUGCCAUGCGGCGGCCUUCGUUUUUAACCGGGAGACAGGGCACGGCGACAACUGUCGCAGAUGGGCGUACCAGGCAAAGCACGCGCUCCCGGAGCUGCCAGCGAUCGACGACUGUGAGGUCACCUUCAAGUACACCUGCUCCAUGUGCGCUCGUUGCUCCUACGGAAGGAUCCAGUUCAGGACGGAGCAACUGCGCUGCCACUACUGCCAAUUCGAGGUGGGGGUCAAGCCCUUUCACCAAGACGACGUGUACCAGGGCACCCGGCCGGACACGACGAUGACACCGUUCAAGUCCUUCGUCCGGGAGCACUACCUCAAGCUGGGCGAGCGGGGGGGUGGCACGCACAGCUCCAAGAUGAUACAGCUCAGCGGGGAGUACGCGGAGAUGAACUCUCCGCCUGAUAGAGAAACCCGAUCGCGUAGGGUAAAAAAAAGAGGCCAAUAGAAGCAGUCAUUCAUAGUCAUUAAAUAAGACUCUAAAGUGUU
Messenger RNA from Drosophila ficusphila, 2183 nucleotides. RefSeq lists its product as uncharacterized. Bases 205 to 2142 code for a protein of 645 amino acids. The transcript has 4 exons. NCBI's taxonomy places the organism in Eukaryota, Metazoa, Arthropoda, Insecta, Diptera, Drosophilidae. Gene Ontology annotation, cellular component: nucleus. The record is from RefSeq and is a predicted model, not a curated record.